GGCACGGUGCUCCUGUGGACUCUCACGCCCAACCGCCCGCGCCCGAUCCGCCUGGGGGCGCAUAAGGGCGCAGUGACCUCGUUGGCCGCCUCGUCCUCCGGGAAGAGCUUGGUGUCCUCCUCCCAGGACUCCUCCGUGUGUGUUUGGAGAAGUCCAUGGGAGAAGCCCUCCAAGAAGCCCUCCACUUUAAAGCUCCACUUUCUGCCGGUCCGGUCCAUCGACUUGUCCUUCGACGAGCGCUUUCUGCUCACCGCAUCGGAUGACAAGACGAUCAAGCUGAGCUCACUGACGGAGCGGAAGUUUGUGGCGUCAUAUCUGGGGCAUUCAAACUGGGUUCGUGCGGCUUCAUUCUCCUCAACUGCAAGCCACAUUGUGUCUGGGGGAGAUGACAAGACAGUGCGGCUGUGGGAUGUUGAGCGGAAGUCGUGCCUACAAAGCUUCCAUGACAGUGCUUCAAGCAUCACUUGUAGUUGCUUCGGGCUGGACGACAACAUCAUUGUAGCCAGCUCUUGGGAUUCCAGCAUCAACAUUUGGGACGUGCGCGCCUUUGGCUUGCGCCAGCACUAUGGCCGCGCGCACGGAGGGAGUCCCAUCACACAGGUGGCAGUCCACCCCUUUCGGGACUUGCUGCUCUCCGCUGCGGCUGAUCGGCAGCUCCGGCUCUGGGAUUUGCGCAUGGGCCGGCUGCAAGAUACGAUCUUGGGACAUGAUCGACCGAUCCACUCCUGCGCUUGGGAUGACCAGGGUGAACACUUCGCCAGCUGCGACAGCGAGCUGGUCUUCUACUGGUCGCUCCCGCUGCCGCCGAAGGCGGCCGAGACGGCAGAGGUCUCUCCAGAAGUGGCCGAGAUGCCUCCAGAAGUGGCGGAGGUGGAAGAGGAUGGGAGGCCCGACCCAGACCUCCACGCCGAGCAGCCUGCGCCCCGGCCCUGCCCGGAACCCUGCCCAGAGGCAGGCAGCGCGGCUGGUGAAGUGAGAUCCGGGUCGCUGGAGCAGAUGUUGGAAGCAGCCUGGGCAGGGGAGAAGGCCAUACAGACCAAGGUCUCUGACUUGAAGGAUCAGCCAGACCUCCCGGAAGCCGCGGCGUUAAUGUUGGAAAAGAUGGUGGCGGACAUGGACGUCCUCACCAACCUCCUACAGUCCAUCGAGGCGCGCAUGGCGCACACCGAAGCCACCACCGCCGAGCUGGCGCAGCUGUUGAAGCACCGAGCAGCCGAGUCCAGCGUGGACACCUCGGCACCGAAAUGAGCAAUUGAGCAGCCUCGCUGAGUACCAAGUUCCUUGGCACACAGAGUAGGGAUUUGGGGAUGUCUGACAUGAAGCAAGUAAAGUUGUAUACCUUAGGAGGAGGAGCGGACAAUCUUGAAAUCAUGUAAUGGCAAGAUUCCAAUGAUGGAGUUCUUGGCAAUUGCCUCAGAUAUCAUUGAUUAGACAUCUCCUUUCAGACCUUG
Molecule: messenger RNA, 1451 nt
Organism: Durusdinium trenchii
Lineage: Eukaryota; Dinophyceae; Suessiales; Symbiodiniaceae
Source: the annotation of a GenBank genome assembly